GGCAUAUCGUACUUCGCUAUAAAUAAUCGCUGUGUGUUGUAGAAAAUGUGUUGAUACAUAUUAUAAUAUUUCUGCGAAAAUCUAGAGAGGAACUUUGCUAGCUGUGGUGUUUCCUUGAUUAGCGAUUCACUUACGCACCGCCAGCGAAGAAGGCCAACGCAGGAGCUCCUGGCCAGUGACAAGAUCGCUCUUAAAAGAAAGCGAACGGAAAGCGGUAUAGUCUACGACUGAAUUAUUUCCAGCGCAAAAAAUAACUUCUAGAUGUUACAAGGGAUACGAAAUUCUCUUCAAGCUUAAACACCUGCUCUAUCUUCGGAAAACUUCGUGCUACAUCGGCGAGACUCGGUGAGGCUCCCGGAGUGAAAGAAGUUCCGCAGAGCAGUUACCAUCGCGGGCAUUUGGAGUUCCCCCGGCAGUCAGAAAAGGCAUGCAGGAGUGCAUGUUUCGAGCCGGCCCAGUGUAAAUAUUAGCUAGAAAAUGUCUCAAGUAAUUUUAUAUCUUUUAACUGAGCUGACUAGGAAGCUAAGGGAGCUGAUGUUUGCUUCUGGAGCUCACAAGAUGGCUCUUAAGCGCAAAGCUGAGGAUACUGAAUUCGAUUUUCGCCUAGACGAACCAGAUGCAAAGAGGGAGGCUUAUGGUCGCUCGCGCUUGCCAACUUUGGUGAAUGUCGACGGAUCCGGUCAGUGUAUUGCUGUUUUGACAAGCGGAGGAGAUGCACAAGGGAUGAAUGCAGCUAUCAGAGCAGUGGUACGAAUGGGUAUUUAUGCUGGAGCUAGAGUAUUCAAUGUUUGGGAGGGUUACCAGGGUUUGGUAGAUGGUGGUGAUAACAUUAAAGAAGCAAAGUGGGAAGAAAUGUCUGGAAUCAUUGAACUGGGGGGGACCGUGAUUGGAAGUGCAAGAUGCCAGGACUUCAGAUGUCGUGCAGGACGGCUGAAAGCUGCUAAGAACAUGGUGACUUUGGGAAUUACUAACUUGGUUGUUAUAGGUGGUGACGGCAGCUUGACAGGUGCUAAUCUUUUUAGGCAGGAAUGGCAGGGUCUACUGGAUGAGCUUGUUAAAACUGGCGAAAUUUCUGAGAAAAUGGCAAGGGAAAAAAAUUUUCUCAACAUUGUUGGAAUGGUUGGCUCAAUUGAUAAUGAUUUCUGUGGCACUGAUAUGACUAUUGGAGCAGACUCAGCACUUCAUAGAAUCUUUGAAGCAGUUGAUGCAAUCAUGACAACGGCCUCAAGCCACCAGAGGACAUUUGUUUUGGAAGUGAUGGGAAGACACUGUGGAUAUCUGGCUCUUGUUACUGGCUUAGGAGCUGGAGCUGACUAUGUCUUCAUUCCUGAGUGGCCUGUUGAAGAAGGUUGGGAAGACAGAAUGUGCAAGCAUUUGAAAAAGGUCAGGGAAAGUGGUCGUCGUCUGUGUGUUGUCAUUGUAGCUGAAGGAGCACAAGAUGUUGCUGGAAAUCCUGUGAAGUCUGAUCACAUAAGGGAGCUAAUCGAAACAAAUCUUCAACAUGACACACGAGUUACUAUUCUUGGACAUGUUCAGAGGGGUGGAGCUCCGUCAGCAUUUGACAGGAUCCUGUCCUGCCGCAUGGGUGCGGAGGCUGCCCUUGCUGUUCUGGAUGCCAAACCUGAAACAGCACCAUGUGUUAUCUGCCUAGAUGGCAAUAAACUCAGUAAGAGACCAUUGAUGGAAUGCGUAGAAAAGACUAUUGCAGUGAAGGAAGCAACCAAGGCAAAGAACUUUGAGGAAGUAGUCAAACUAAGAGGAAGAACCUUCAAGACUUGUAGCCACCAGAGGACAUUUGUUUUGGAAGUGAUGGGAAGACACUGUGGAUAUCUGGCUCUUGUUACUGGCUUAGGAGCUGGAGCUGACUAUGUCUUCAUUCCUGAGUGGCCUGUUGAAGAAGGUUGGGAAGACAGAAUGUGCAAGCAUUUGAAAAAGGUCAGGGAAAGUGGUCGUCGUCUGUGUGUUGUCAUUGUAGCUGAAGGAGCACAAGAUGUUGCUGGAAAUCCUGUGAAGUCUGAUCACAUAAGGGAGCUAAUCGAAACAAAUCUUCAACAUGACACACGAGUUACUAUUCUUGGACAUGUUCAGAGGGGUGGAGCUCCGUCAGCAUUUGACAGGAUCCUGUCCUGCCGCAUGGGUGCGGAGGCUGCCCUUGCUGUUCUGGAUGCCAAACCUGAAACAGCACCAUGUGUUAUCUGCCUAGAUGGCAAUAAACUCAGUAAGAGACCAUUGAUGGAAUGCGUAGAAAAGACUAUUGCAGUGAAGGAAGCAACCAAGGCAAAGAACUUUGAGGAAGUAGUCAAACUAAGAGGAAGAACCUUCAAGAGUAACAUAGAGAUGUUCAAAGUGCUGAAGGAAGUUGGACCGCCAGCAUCCAGCCAGUGUGAUGUGUCAGGGUCUUGCAAAUCUGGCUAUACCCUGGCAGUCAUUAAUAUUGGUGCCCCUGCUGGAGGCAUGAGCACUGCUGUACGCUCCUUUGUUCGGUUUUCACUCUAUCAAGGACACUCAGUACUGGGAAUCAGAGAUGGUAUCAACGGACUCUUGGAUGACAGGGUUGAGUUACUGGGAUGGCUGCAUGUUGACAGCUGGGCAGGCAUGGGUGGAUCAAAGCUGGGCACUACAAGAACAUUACCUUCCAAAAACUUACAGAAAGUUGUAGAGCAGUUUAUCAAGUACAACUUUCAAGGGCUGCUCGUCAUUGGCGGUUUUGAGGCCUAUCAUGCUGUUUUACAACUCGCCGAAGCACGUGAAAAGUUCCCUGCAUUCCGUAUUCCCAUGGUUAUCAUCCCUGCCACGAUCAGUAACAACGUCCCUGGUACAGACCUUAGUCUAGGUGUUGACACAGCUCUUAAUGUUAUCACCGAGAACUGUGAUCGCAUCAAACAGUCGGCCAGCAGCGCGACAAGACGAGUGUUUGUAGUAGAGUGUAUGGGCGGAUACUGUGGUUACCUGGCAACAAUGAGCGCCUUAGCUGGCGGCGCGGAUGCGGCUUAUGUCUUUGAGGAAAAACUGACGCUUAAGCAUUUGAAGACAAACAUCGAACAUUUAAUAGACAAGAUGAAAGGCUCUAUAAGGAGGGGACUUAUUAUAAGAAACGAGAAAUGCAGCGAAAAUUACUCCACUGAUUUUAUCGCGGCGUUGUACCGUGAAGAAGGCGAAGGACUGUUCACAGUCAGAACCAAUGUGCUUGGUCAUGUACAGCAGGGAGGAUCGCCGUCACCUUUCGAUCGGAUCCAGGCCACCCGACAAGCGACGCGGGCUGUAAACUGGCUCACGGAAAAGAUUGGUCAGAAUAUAACUGAUGAAGGAUUAGUUGAAACCUCAUCUCCAGACACAGCUUGUCUGCUGGGCAUCAAGAAAGCGGACAAUCCUUUUACGCCCGUUGAAACAUUGAAACUCGUUACAGACUUUCAGCAUCGCGUUCCCAGAGAUCAGUGGUGGUUAGAUCUGCGUUCUCUUCAGAAAAUCCUGGCCAGAUAUCACCAAAACUUCGAAUACCAUAGAGAGGACGACUUGUCGCCUCUCAAGUGAAGCGCUCGUGAUGUGCAGGUGUUUCUGUGACGCGUCCUGGCCUGCUGAUCACGUGGACUCGUGAACUGGAUUGUGAUUGCCAAAACGAGGCACGGUUAUAAACAGGCCGUUAAAGCAGACACGCAAAUGAAGUAACCGAAGUUAGGAUUAUUUUAAUUUCAUUUAACGUGUCUAAAACAAAGAUGUGAAUAUAUGUACAAGAAAAAAUGGUUCCCUGUGCUGAAGAGUGAAAAUUAUUCGUUAUUAUUAUUACUAUUAUUAUUAUAGGUAUAGUCUACAUUGUUCAUGGUGAAAUAUCUUUUGUUGUGCAGUGUUCGCUUAAGUCUUCAAGCCCCAGACCAAAAUUUAAAUUCACCUUACUCGUAGCAGUAUAGUUCUGAUUAUCUUGUUUGGAGAAUUUUGCAUUACAUGUAUGGUUUUGACUUUCUGAUUUUGAGAAUGAAGGUGUUUCGUUAAGAACGUCUCGAUCCCAGGCUCUCUCACCAAAGAAGAAAAGGAGGAAGAGGGCCUGGGAUCCAAGCUGUUGAAUAAUUAUUUCUCCUCUCGUCGAUGCCAGUAAAUAUGUUGUUCCCUCUGAAUAUGUUGAUAAGAGAAUUGUUGCUGCCUCUUAAAUUUUGAUCAGUUGAUAUGGCAACAACUGUAGAUUCAAUCACAUAACCAAACAAAGCUAGGCUGUUUUGUGUCUAUUUUAAAACUUGUGGACGGACGAGUGUGCUUUUGUCAUAGGUAGUUUCAUUGAAAAGGAUAUACGAUUUGUUUGAACUAGAUGCGAAUAGAAUGUGUUAAUUACUUCCCUACUGACUCCAUUGACUUUCAAAGAAGAGAAUAGAUAAAGGAUGACCACCAUGAAGAAAAGAGAAAAUAUUAUAUAUGAACUUUAGAACAGAUGUAUAGGAUUUAAACUCUUUAUCCUUCACAAAGCGUAGACUGUUGUCGUGAUAGUGCUGUAGUUGAAAGCUGUUUACAAAGAACUCUAAGCGUGUUAGUGUACCGGAACUAAAUUAUAUUUGACUGCAAGCAUGACUAACACGAUACAUGUGUAUAACUGCUAGUGUCAAUAAAAGAAAGAUAGUAGUACCUUAAAAAA
Molecule: messenger RNA, 4618 nt
Organism: Orbicella faveolata
Lineage: Eukaryota; Metazoa; Cnidaria; Anthozoa; Scleractinia; Merulinidae
Product: ATP-dependent 6-phosphofructokinase, muscle type-like
Biological process (GO): fructose 1,6-bisphosphate metabolic process; canonical glycolysis; fructose 6-phosphate metabolic process
Cellular component (GO): cytoplasm; 6-phosphofructokinase complex
Molecular function (GO): 6-phosphofructokinase activity; ATP binding; fructose-6-phosphate binding
Source: RefSeq, a predicted model, not a curated record